ACUUCUAUCAAUGUAACCACGGGUCACCAGUUCCAAGAACAUGCAAUUGGCCUUUGCAUUUUCAACCACUCACCGGGAAUUGUGAUUGGCCAAGAAAUGUAAAUUGCCAAUCAACCGAAACUCCUGACACAACUAAACCACCACAAAGAUCAACUGUUACCACCCAGAUAACUACUACAACCAAACCGACAACAACAGAUACAGACGUAGCAUUUAAAUGCCCGACCCAGUUUGGUCACUACGCACACCCUACACUCUGUUCCCACUUCUAUCAAUGUAACCACGGGUCACCAGUUCCAAGAACAUGCAAUUGGCCUUUGCAUUUUCAACCACUCACCGGGAAUUGUGAUUGGCCAAG
Molecule: messenger RNA, 358 nt
Organism: Owenia fusiformis
Lineage: Eukaryota; Metazoa; Annelida; Polychaeta; Sabellida; Oweniidae
Source: the annotation of a GenBank genome assembly